GCCCUUUAAAGUCCCACUAAUUUAUAUGCAAAAAAAAGGUGCUUAAAGUCCAGACCAUCAAUCAGUCAAUCACAAAUAAACUUACAACCAACCAUGUUUCUACUAGCAUUGUUUCUUGCAGCCAUUUCUCUUCUCCACUUUCUUGCAACAAAAUCCUCAAAGAAUGGAGGGAAAUCGCGGUGGUUAGAUCCUCGGCCUCCAGGCCCAAAAGGGCUCCCCUUCCUUGGCAACCUCCACCAAUUCGAUCCCAUAAAAACUCACUUAUACUUCUUUAAACUUUCCAAAAUUUACGGCCCCUUAGUAUACUUGAAACUAGGCUUUGUACCAACAAUUGUAGUUUCUUCACCAAAAUUGGCCAAAGAAGUGCUAAAAACACAAGAUCAUGUGUUUUGUAGUAGGCCAACUUUUGUUGGCCAACAAAAAUUGUCGUACAAUGGUAUUGAUUUGGCUUUUUCACCCUAUAAUGAAUAUUGGAGGGAAAUGAGGAAAAUUUGUGUCGUCCAUCUCUUUAGUUCCAAGAGAGUACAAUCAUUUUCUUCAAUUCGAGAAGAGGAAGUUUGUCGAAUGAUGUCUAUCAUUUCUUCCCUCUCCUCGGAGUCUAAGCUCGUGGAUUUGAGUGAAUUGUUAAUGUCUCUGGCAAGCUCGAUAAUAUGUAGGAUUUGUUUUCACAAGGGAAAUAGAGAUGAUGAAAGAUCUAAUGAAUUUUCGACGAGUAGAUUCCAAGGCCUACUUCAUGAGACUCAAGCCAUGUUGACAGCCUUCUUCUUUUCGGAUUAUUUGCCUUACAUGGGUUGGGUUGACAAGAUAAAUGGAGCUUCAAGCAAACUUGAGAAAGUAUUUUGGGAGUUAGAUGAGUUUUGUCAAGAAAUUAUAAGUACGCGUCUUGACUCACAUAAACAAAAAUCAGAGCAACAACAGGAUAUUGUCGAUGUAUUACUUCAACUUCUCGAAGAACACAAGGUGCCAUUUGAUCUUACGUUGGAUCAUAUCAAAGCAUUACUUAUGAACAUAUUUGUGGCAGGAACAGAUACAAAUGCAGCCACUGUAGUUUGGACGAUGACAGAACUAAUGAAGAACCCACAUGUCAUGAAGAAAGUGCAAGAAGAGGUCAGAAAACUGAUUAAAGAGCAAGAAUGUAGAGCGACUUUCAUACAAGAAGACCAGCUUCAUCAUCUCAUUUAUCUGAAGGCGGUUGUUAAAGAAACAUUUAGACUACAUCCACCUAGUCCGCUCUUGGUUCCUAGACAAACUAUGCAAAAAUGCACCUUAGGAGGAUACCAAAUUGAUCAGGGAACUUUAGUUUUUGUCAAUGCUGUGGCUAUCGGAAGGGACCCUGAAAGCUGGGAUAACCCAGAAACUUUUCUUCCUGAAAGAUUUCUUGGAAGUCCUAAUCAUAUUGAUUACAAAGGACAAGAUUUUAAGCUAAUACCAUUUGGAGGAGGGCGAAGAGGUUGCCCUGGUAUGCUGCUAGGAGUUACUACAAUUGAACUAGCACUUGCGAAUUUGCUGUGUUUCUUUGACUGGGAAUUGCCUGCUUCAAUGAAGAAGGAAGAUAUUGGCAUGGAUACUUUACCUGGUAUCACUGCUCAUAAGAAAAAAGCCUUGUGUCUUAGUGCUACAAAUUUCAUUGGCCUGCAACAGAUGCUACAUCAAUAGCAUUGAAUUUUCAAUGUGUUGAAGAUUGCAUGAAGAUGUAUUACCAUGUUUGUUACUGUAAAGAUUGUGAGAAAUCUUAGUUCACUCCUAAGAUCACUAUACAUGAUGUGACAUUGUGACAACUAAAUCGGAGCAAUGGAAUAAAAAUAUCACAUGAUGUAUACACUCUUAUAUGCUUACAGUUCUCCGAUAGUUAGAAGUGUAAUUUGAAAUCCUUAGCUUGAGGUCCAUUAUAAUUUUCAGAACAUAUUAAUUGCCUGUAUCUUGUAUUAGUCACUUCAUCACUUGGCAAUUUAAGCGAGCUAGGAUUUAUCAUCAACAAACAGAGCAAUA
Molecule: messenger RNA, 1989 nt
Organism: Chenopodium quinoa (quinoa)
Lineage: Eukaryota; Viridiplantae; Streptophyta; Magnoliopsida; Caryophyllales; Amaranthaceae
Product: cytochrome P450 83B1-like
Exons: 2
Coding region: 94-1656 (520 amino acids)
Molecular function (GO): iron ion binding; oxidoreductase activity, acting on paired donors, with incorporation or reduction of molecular oxygen; heme binding
Source: RefSeq, a predicted model, not a curated record